AUGGACAAGAAAGGGCCGAGCUGGGAGGACGCCGGCCCAGGCAGCUGGAGGUUCCUGGGGGGAGGAUGGAACAGGAUGAUAUCACAGAGGCUGGGGACACCUAGAACCCAGAGGGCUCCUGGCCUCAGUGUCAUCUGCCAGAAAAGCCACCGAGGCCAGCAACUCACAUUCUGUCUAGAUCCGCCGGGUCCCAGCGCCUCUGCGUCCCUGUGUCUGAGCCCUGCCAGCCACUCCCACUCCCUGCCACUCGCAGCAUCCGGCCACGGGCCCCCUGGGAGGCCCUGGAGAUGCCCCACGGCCUCCCGUGUGCCGUCCCCAGCGGGACCUAGCUGUGCGCAGCCUGGGGGAGGGGCGGCCAUGGGGCGGCGGCGGCUGGCCCCAGCACUGGUGGCGGCAUUCAAGGCCUUGCUGAUCCUGCCGGCGCUGCUGGCGCCCUCGCAGGCGGUGGUGCGGGCCGUGCUGGAGGACAACGCCAGCACCGUGGACUUUGCGGACCUGCCCGCGCUCUUCGGCGUCCCCCUGGUCCCCCAGGGCGUGCGGGGCUUCCUGAUGGAGGCGAAGCCGGCCAACGCGUGCCAGCCCAUCGAGGGCCCGCAGCCGGGCAACGGUUCCCUGGGCGCCAUCGUGCUGAUCCGCCGCUACGACUGCCCCUUCGACCUCAAGGUGCUCCACGCCCAGCGGGCCGGCUUCCAGGCGGCCAUCGUGCACAACGUGCGCUCCGACGACCUGGUGCGCAUGGCCCACGUGUACGAGGACCUGCGGGGCCAGAUCGCCAUCCCCUCGGUGUUCGUGGGCGAGGCCGCCUCGCAGGACCUGCGGGUCAUCCUGCGCUGUGACAAGUCGGCCCACGUGCUCCUCCUGCCCGACCACCCGCCGUGCCCGGACCCGGACUGCCACCCCGUGCUGGCCAUCUCCUGGGUGCUGGGCCGCAGCCUGGCCCUGGUCACCUCCGUCCUCUUCGUCCUGCGCCGCCUGUGGCUCUGGGCCCGGGGCUGGUGGACCCGAGGGCCGGCGGUCAGGGCGCCCGCCUGCCAGAAGGCCCAGGUCCACACCUUCACGUGGCGCAGCGACCUGUGCCCCAUCUGCCUGGACGAGUACGAGGAGGGCGACCAGCUCAAGAUCCUGCCCUGCUCCCACACCUACCACUGCAAGUGCAUCGACCCCUGGUUCGCCCAGGCUGCCCGGCGCUCGUGCCCCGUGUGCAAACAGUUGGUGGCCGGCACCGAAGACGGCUCGGACUCCACCAUCGACAGCUUCUGCGAUGAGGACCCCUCCCUGCCCGGCCACCGGCCCCCUGUCUGGGCCAUCCAGGCCCGGCUGCGCUCCCGGAGGCUGGAGCUGCUGGCCCGAGCCGGCCCGCACGGCUGCUGCAGCCCUGCGUCCCUGGCUGUGGCUGAGGCCACCGCGGUGACCUCCGACAGGUCCCUGGGACCGUCCUGA
Messenger RNA from Lemur catta (Ring-tailed lemur), 1440 nucleotides. It is a transcript of the gene ZNRF4, whose product is annotated as zinc and ring finger 4. Bases 1 to 1440 code for a protein of 479 amino acids. Gene Ontology annotation, cellular component: nucleoplasm; cytoplasm. The transcript has 4 exons. The record is from RefSeq and is a predicted model, not a curated record. NCBI's taxonomy places the organism in Eukaryota, Metazoa, Chordata, Mammalia, Primates, Lemuridae.